CGGGCCGCCUGGGGCCGCGGGCAGUGCGGGAAUUUCGGACCGGGAGGAAGGAGCGGCGCGCCGCCCGCUCGCACAGGAGGAAAAAUGCCAAAUAAGAAAACAGCUGCAAAAAGAGCCCCUGCAAAAAGGAAACUUGCUGAAAUGUUUGGUCUGGGGGAGGUUCUAGCAGAUACAUCAAGAAAAGAAUGGAAAUUAGGUGGCCCUGUAGGGCAGGGAGGCUUUGGACGCCUAUAUCUUGCUGACGUUAAUUCUUCAAAGUCGGUUGGCAGUGAUGCCCCUUAUGUUGCAAAAGUGGAACCCAGCCAGAAUGGACCUCUUUUUACUGAGUUAAAGUUCUACAUGCGAGCUGCUAAGCCAGAUGAAAUUCAGAAGUGGACUAAGUCCCAUAAACUGAAAUAUUUAGGUGUACCAAGAUAUUGGGGUUCUGGCUUGCAUGAAAGAAAUGGAAACAGCUAUCGAUUUUUGAUAAUGGACCGAUUUGGCAGAGAUCUUCAGAAGAUGUAUGAAGAGAAUGCAAAGAAAUUUUCCCAUAAAACUGUACUACAAUUAGGCCUGAGAAUACUUGAUAUUCUGGAGUAUGUCCAUGAGCAUGAAUAUGUGCAUGGAGACAUCAAGGCCGCAAACCUCCUUCUGAGUUACAAGAACUCUAAUCAGGUGUACUUGGUGGAUUAUGGACUUGCCUACCGUUACUGUCCUGAAGGAGUUCACAAAGUAUAUAAAGAAGAUCCUAAAAGGUGCCAUGAUGGAACUAUUGAAUAUACCAGUAUUGAUGCACACAAGGGUGUGGCACCAUCGAGACGUGGUGAUCUGGAGAUCCUGGGUUACUGUAUGAUUCAUUGGCUUAGUGGCCAUCUACCAUGGGAAGAUAAUUUGAAAGAUCCAAAUUUUGUCAGAGACUCAAAAAUCAGAUGUAGAGAUAAUAUUUCCAUUUUGAUGGACAAAUGCUUUCCUGGGAAAAAUAAACCAGGUGAAUUGGCCAAAUAUAUGGAAAAGGUGAAGCUACUCAGCUAUGAAGAGAAACCUGUUUAUCAGCAUUUCCGAGAAAUACUUUUGCAAGGUCUCAAGGGCAUUGGACAAAAGGAUGAUGGCGUGCUUGACUUUGGCUUGGCAGAGAAUGGAGACUUUCCAAGAAAUCCUGUGCAAAAGAAAAGAAGAAAGGCUGCAGCUAGUGAGAGCACUGAGGUGGAAAUGGGAGACACAGGAAGUCCAAAGAAAAAGAAAGUUGCUAUUUCUAAUGCAGUUGCUGCCAGAACUCAGAAGAUGACCUCACCAAAACCCAAGAAAAGCACAGCAACCAGAAAGAGAGUCCAGAAGUAAAUAAUAUAUGGAGCAACCAAUUAAGUUGCUCUGUGGCUCAUUUCUGGUUUGGUUGUGGUUUUUUUGUUGGUUUUUUUGGGGGUUUGUUUUUUUCUUUUUCUGUGGGUUUUUUUUUGUAGCACUGGAAUCUUUUUCUUUUCUUUCUAAAUGAUGAAUCCUAUAAAAACAUGGACUGCUGUUUGUACCUGUUUUUGAAGAAUAAAUGUUUUAUUGAGACAUUUGCAUAAUUUAUGUAUACUUAAGUACUAAUGCAAAAUUUUGCCAACUUCUGAAGUGGGGAUGCAUUUUUAUUCUUUAUAUACAUGAAUUCACGUCUUAAAGGCAAACUAAAAGAGAGUGCUUUUUUCCUGCUUCAUAAUGUAGAGAUAAAGCCUUAUUUAAUAGUUUCAUUAUGAAUACUGUAUAAGAAACAGCAGUGUUGCAUCUGAUUUCUCACAGUUUUGAGUAAAGUCAUAUUGGUGGUCACUUAAAUACACACUGAGAUGAAGUCUGAAAAAGCAGAAAUAGCUUUUAAAUAUGUUUCAAGUGUUUGAAUUAAAAACAGAACAUAAGGCAAAAAUCAUGUCCUUCCAUUCUGGUUAAUAUAAAAUGCACAUAAUCAAUUUUUUGGAAGACAGGUACUAAAUUUUAGCCAUUUUUUGCAUAGU
Pseudopodoces humilis (Tibetan ground-tit) is the source of this 1964-nucleotide messenger RNA. RefSeq names its product VRK serine/threonine kinase 1 (gene VRK1). Gene Ontology annotation, molecular function: protein kinase activity; ATP binding. The record is from RefSeq and is a predicted model, not a curated record. Lineage: Eukaryota; Metazoa; Chordata; Aves; Passeriformes; Paridae. Gene Ontology annotation, biological process: protein phosphorylation.